AUACAAUCUUCAAAACUGACUGAAGAAGCCAGGGGAAUAGGUAGCCACAUCCCAUUUGCAGAUGAGAAAGGGGGUAAUGCAGUAUCUGCACAGCCAGACGUCUGAUGCAGUUCUCUCUUUAUGCACAUAAAGCAGCUACAAAUGACACGGCUUAUUUACUUUGCACCGGACACUGUGCUGAGCACCUUAUGCACAUGAAUUCAUUUAAUCCACACAACCACCUCAUGAGACUCUCCUGAAAGUGCAGCCGUAAUGGAGUUCAUGAGCACUGGAAGUGACAAUAAAGAAGAAAUUGAUUUAUUGAUUAAACAUUUAAACGUGUCAGAUGUAAUAGACAUUAUGGAAAAUCUCUAUGCAAGUGAAGAGCCAGCAGUUUAUGAACCCAGCCUACUGACUAUGUGUCAAGACAGUAAUCAAAAUGAGGAACGUUCGGAGUCUCUGCUGCUAAGUGGCCAAGAGGUGCCUUGGUUGUCAUCAGUCAGAUAUGGAACUGUGGAGGAUUUGCUUGCUUUUGCCAACCACAUAUCCAAUACCACAAAGCAUUUUUAUGGACACCGACCACAGGAAUCUGGAAUUUUAUUAAACAUGGUAAUCACUCCCCAAAAUGGACGUUACCAAAUAGACUCAGAUGUCCUACUCAUCCCUUGGAAGCUGACCUACAGGAAUAUUGGCUCCGAUUUCAUUCCUCGGGGGGCCUUUGGAAAAGUGUACCUAGCACUAGAUAUGAAGACAAAGAAAAGAAUGGCGUGUAAGCUGAUCCCAGUGGAUCAAUUUAAGCCGUCCGAUGUGGAAAUCCAGGCUUGCUUCCGGCAUGAGAACAUCGCUGAGUUAUAUGGUGCAGUCCUUUGGGGUGAAACUGUCCAUCUCUUUAUGGAAGCAGGCGAAGGAGGGUCUGUUCUGGAGAAGCUGGAGAGCUGUGGACCAAUGAGAGAAUUCGAAAUUAUUUGGGUGACAAAGCAUGUUCUCAAGGGACUUGAUUUUUUACACUCAAAGAAAGUGAUUCACCAUGACAUUAAGCCAAGCAACAUUGUUUUCAUGUCCACAAAAGCUGUUUUGGUGGAUUUUGGCCUAAGUGUUCAGAUGACUGAAGAUAUCUAUUUUCCUAAGGACCUUCGAGGAACAGAGAUUUACAUGAGCCCAGAGGUAAUCCUGUGCAGGGGCCAUUCAACCAAAGCAGACAUCUACAGCCUGGGGGCCACACUCAUCCACAUGCAGACGGGCACCCCGCCCUGGGUGAAGCGUUAUCCUCGCUCAGCCUAUCCCUCCUACCUGUAUAUAAUCCACAAGCAAGCGCCUCCAUUAGAAGACAUAGCAGAUGACUGCAGUCCAGGCAUGAGAGAGUUGAUAGAGGCUGCCCUGGAGAGGAAUCCCAAUCACCGCCCAAGAGCAGCAGACCUACUAAAACAUGAAGCCCUGAACCCCCCCAGAGAGGAUCAACCACGCUGUCAGAGUCUGGACUCUGCCCUGUUUGAGCGGAAGAGGCUGCUGAGUAGGAAGGAGUUGGAACUUCCUGAGAACAUCGCUGAUUCUUCAUGCACGGGAAGCACUGAAGAAUCUGAGGUGCUGAAGAGACAACGUUCUCUCUACAUAGACCUUGGAGCGCUGGCCGGCUAUUUCAACCUUGUUCGGGGUCCACCAGCACUAGAAUAUGGCUGAUUGAUGGUGGCGUGUGCUCUAAAUUAAGACAGCAUUUAUCUGCUGGACGUUGGUUCUGCUGACUCUCCACAGUGGCUCUGUAUAGUGAAUUGUGGCAUUUAUUGGGGGGCAGGGUGGGCUCCAAUGACUCAUGAGUGGGACUCCAAGUGACCCUUGUGCGUUUGAUUUGUGAAGCUGCUCUAGUAUACACCAGGUCUAAAGUUCUCAUUUCUCAGGUGGUGUGACUCAAAGGAAAGACGUUUAGAGCUCAUGGAGGGAUCAUUUCUGGUGACUGAUUCUAUUCACUGUGCACUUUGCUCAAAAUUUUAAAAAUACCAAUCACAAGGAUAAUAUAUUAGCCUAAAAUUACUAUUCCUGGUUCUCAUGGGAUCUUCAUUUAACUCAGAAUAGUUGUUUUGUGUAUAUUGGUGUAGACUUUGUCAGUAGAUUUUAGUAUAAAUUGAAUUCAUUAUAUUUAGGUGAAUAGAACUUGGUUUUUGUAGCAAUAAGCUGAACUAGUGUCUUAAAAUGGCUGGUAAAUUAGGAGCCAUCUGACAGCAGGCCACUAGUGACAGUUUCUGUUCUGUUCCUAUGGAAACAUUUUGUAUUGUACAUGCUAUGCUUAAAACAUUUAAAACACGAUGUUUUAAAUGUGGAUAAAACUGUGUAAACCACAUAAUUUCUGUACAUCCCAAAGGAUGAAAAUGUGAGCUUUAAAAAAAUGGAAACUUUUGUAAAUUCUUGAUAAUGCUACUUUUGUAAUUUUUAUGACUCUAUUUUCUUUUAAGCAUUUGUAUAUUAAAAUAGCAUACUGUGUAUGUUUUAUAUCAAAUGCCUUCAUGAAUCUUUCUUUUAUAUAUAUAUUUAAAAUUGUAAAAUAUGUGAGUAUUCCUACUGAAAGUAUGUUUUUACAUUAUGCAAAUGAACCCCAACACUUUUAUCCAAUGUGAUUGGUCACAUCACUGAAUAAAUUCAGUAUUUUGCCUUAA
Galeopterus variegatus (Sunda flying lemur) is the source of this 2624-nucleotide messenger RNA. RefSeq names its product mitogen-activated protein kinase kinase kinase 8 (gene MAP3K8). Gene Ontology annotation, biological process: protein phosphorylation. Gene Ontology annotation, molecular function: protein kinase activity; ATP binding. The record is from RefSeq and is a predicted model, not a curated record. The coding region runs from base 253 to 1656 and encodes 467 amino acids. The transcript has 8 exons. Lineage: Eukaryota; Metazoa; Chordata; Mammalia; Dermoptera; Cynocephalidae.